AGCCCUGGAAGAAAAUUGCAAGUUGACAUGAGUGAACAAGUAAAUCUACCUGAAAUUAUCAACGACUGGACCAAAGAGCAUGUGAAACAAUGGGUAACAAAAGACCUUAAGAUUGAUGAAAAAUAUGGGCAGAUUCUGCUCACUGAAGAAGUAACUGGAUUAGUCCUGCAGGAAUUAACUGAGAAUGACCUUAGAGAAAUGGGACUACCCCGGGGUCCAGCACUUUUGAUAAAACGUAAAUAUAACAGAUUGAAUAACAGUUCCUCUGAAAGUAACAAUCAGGAUUCUGGACAAUUGGAUCAUACAAAACCCUCCAAAAAAGAACACCCAAAAAAGCCACAAAAGACAAAAAAGGAAGAGGAAAAAUCAGUGUUAUCCAAUAUUGAUCAUGAUCUCAGAGAGACCAGGGAUACCAAAGAACAAGAAUCGAUUCUUAUGAAAGAAGAUGCAUUAAAUGAAGGAGCGACCACUGAAGACCAAAAUGAGGAUAGGCUAGAAACUGAACAGUUGACUUGUAUGCCAUAUCCUUUUGAUCAGUUCCAUAACAGCCAACGUUACAUAGAACAUAGAAUUCUACAACCUGAAACUGGCCCACUCAAUCUCAUAGACCCAAUACAUGAGUUCAAAGCCCUCACAAAUACAGAAGCAGCCACAGAAAAGGACAUUAAGAUGAAAUUUAGCAAUGAAGUCUUCCGAUUUGCAUCAGCUUGUAUGAAUUCACGCACCAAUGGCACUAUCCAUUUUGGAGUCAAGGACAGACCCCACGGACAAAUUGUUGGUGUGAAAGUCACCAGUAAGGAUGCCUUCAUUGACCACUUUAAUAUAAUGAUCAGACAAUACUUUGAAGAAAAUGAGAUCAAUGAAGCGAAGAAGUGCAUUCGGGAGCCAAGGUUUGUGGAAGUCCUACUGCAGAACAAUACACCAUCUGACAGAUUUGUCAUUGAAGUAGAUGUUAUUCCAAAACAUUCUGUAUGUGAAGAAAAAUAUUUCUUAAUUAAGAUGCAAAGUUGUAAAAAUGAAACAUGGAAACCAAACCAAGAUUUUUCACUGUUUGUGAGAGAUGGGCCCAGCUCUAAGGAUCUCCUGGCCAAUGUCAAACAACGGGACGUAGCUCACAGAAAUUUUUUACAAAAUCUUAAGUCAGUAGUAGCAUCUAGAAAAGUGGCUGAAGAAGAAUAUGAAAUGAAGGCAAAUAAGAAGGAGAGUGAAGGACAAAAGCUGGUUAAACUUCUCAUAGGCAACCGAGACUCACUGGAUAAUUCAUACUACAGCUGGUACAUUCUUGUAACAAAUAAAUGCCAUCCAAAUCAAACGAAGAACUUAGAUUUUCUAAAGGAAAUGAAAUGGUUUGCUGUGCUGGAAUUUGAUCCUGAAUCUGUGAGCAAGGGGGUGGUCAAAGCUUACAAAAAAAGCCGAGUAGCAAAUCUUCACUUUCCAAAUCAGUUUGAAGAAAAGACAAAUAACAUAAGGGAGAAAAUUUCUAGUUUGAAUCUUUACGAGCAGACCAGCUGGAUCUUCUGCAAUGGCAGGUCAGACUUGAAAAAUGAGAGCCAUAAGCCUCUAGAACCAAAUUUAUGGCACAGAGAAAGAGCUUCUGAAGUCAGGAAGUUGAUUUUAUUUCUCACAGAUGAAAAUAUAAUGACAAGAGGGAAAUUUUUGGUAGUGUUUCUAUUACUCUCUCCAGUGGAAAGCCCAGGAGAUCCCCUCAUUGAAACUUUCUGUGCUUUCUACCAAGCUCUCAAAGGAAUGGAAAAUAUAUUGUGUAUUUGUGCAAACCCACAGAUUUAUCAACGAUGGAACGAUCUGCUACAAACAAGACUGACAACAGCAGAUGAAUUAACAAACCACAGUAUUUCCACUUUAAAUUUAGAACUGAUAAACAGUACUAUCCUUAAACUAAAACCAGUGACUCAGUCAUCAAGAAGAUUUUUGCCCUCCCAUGGACUUUCUUCGGUUAUCUUAGAGAAAAAGGAAGAGGAUAUCUUGACUGCACUAGAAAUCCUCUGUGAAAAUGAGUGUAAAGACACAGACAUAGAGAAAGACAAAACUAAAUUCCAAGAAUUUAAGACAUCAAAAGAGGAACACUUUUAUCGAGGUGGCAAAGUAUCCUGGUGGAACUUCUAUUUUUCUUCUGAAAACUAUUCUUCAGCUUUUGUCAAAAGGGAUAUUUAUGAAAAGCUUAAAGAUCUGAUACAGUGCUGGGCAGACUCUCCUAAACCAGUAUUUGCAAAAAUUAUCAAUCUUUAUCACCAUCCAGGCUGUGGGGGUACUACAUUGGCUAUGAAUGUUCUCUGGGACCUAAAGAAGAAUUUUAGAUGUGCUGUGUUAAAAAACAAAACAACUGAUUUUGGAGAAAUUGUAGAACAAGUGACCAAAUUGAUUACCUAUAAAGCAACCAGCCAUGAAGAUUACUUUCCUGUUCUUCUCCUUGUAGAUGAUUUUGAAGACCAGGAAAACGUUUAUGUCCUGCAGAAUGCCAUCGAUUCCAUUUUAGCAGACAAGGGUUUGAGAUAUGAAAGAACACUGGUUAUUAUCUUAAACUGCAUGAGAUCCCAGAAUCCUGAUGAAACUGCAAAAUUAGCAGACAGUGUUGCCCUAACCUACCAACUUUCUCCCAAGGAACAAAGAGCUUUUGAGGCCAAACUGGAAGAAAUUGAAAAGCAACACAAGAACUGUGAAAACUUUUAUUCCUUCAUGAUCUUGAAGACCAAUUUUAAUGAUAUGUAUAUAAAAAAGGUAGUCCAGAAUAUCCUAAAAGGACAGAAUGUGGACAGCAAGGAAGGACAACUCAUUUCUUUCCUGGCUCUACUCAACUCUUAUGUCACUGAUUCUACAAUCUCAGUAUCACAGUGUGAAAUAUUUUUGGGAAUCAUAUACACUAGUACCCCCUGGGAACCCGAAAGCCUAGACCACAAGAUGGGAGCCUAUUCUACACUUCUAAUAAACACGGAAGUCGCAGAAUAUGGGAGAUACACAGGUGUGCGCAUCAUUCACCCUUUGAUUGCCAUCUUCUGUCUGAAAGAACUGGAAAAAAGCUAUAACUUGAAUACGUGUCAAAUUGCACUGAAGAUCUUAAAGGAGGAUUUAUUCUAUGUUUCUGGAAUAGGAAGAGAAAAAUUUCAACAUGACGUGGAAACUCUUCUGCUUACAAGACAGCGCAAAGAGUACGGGGAUGAAACAGACACUUUGUUUGCUCCAUUAAUGGAAGCUUUACAGAACGAAGAAAUUGAAAUGGUCUUGACCGCCGGGACUCAUCGAUUCCCACAAAAUGCGUUCAUUUGUCAGGCCUUAGCAAGAUAUUUCUACAUUAAAGAGAAGAAUUUCAGCAAUGCUCUGGAUUGGGCAAACCAGGCCAAAAAGAGAGCACCUAAAAAUUCCUAUAUCUCAGAUACACUUGGUCAAGUCUACAAAAGUCAAAUCAAAUGGUGGUUGGAUGAAAAGAAAAAAGCCAAGGAUAUUACAGUUAAUGAUCUAAAAUACCUCCUGGAAGCCGCUGAAAACGCCUCAAAAGCUUUUAAAAAAUCCCAAGAACAAGCCGAGAGGAAAGCCUAUGAAACGGAGGCCUGGGCACCACAGAAGUUGCAAAGAAAAUACGACACAUACAACACGGCCGGUUUCCUGGGUGAAAUAGAAGUUGGUCUUUACACUAUUCAGAUUCUCCAGCUCAUGCCCUGUUUCCUCAAAGAAAAUGAAUUAUCUAAAAGAGAUAUGGUAGACUUUUUAUCAGGAAAGGGGAUGAUUCCCACAAAUCCAAAAUGUGAAUAUUAUUUGGCUCUUAGCAAGUUCACAUCCUACUUAGAAAAUUUACAAUCAGAUUUGAAAAGGUGCUUUGACUUUUUUACUGAUUAUAUUGUUCUUUUGAAAAUGAGAAACACCCAAAAAGAAACAGUAGAAAUCUCAUUAAAAAAGAAAAUCACUCGUUGUUUCAAGAAAUAUGGGGAACUUUUCUGCUCUUUGGAUUUGGGUUUGCUACAAAGCAAAGAGAGUCAGUUACUCCAAGAGGAGAAUUGCAGGAAAGGUUUAGAAGCUUUGAGAGCAGAUAGGUUUUCUGGACUCCUGGAAUAUCUUAAUCCAAAUCACAAAGAGGCUGCAACCAACAUGGAAAAUAUAGUGAGCAAGUAUCUUUUCCUACUGAAGCAAAACCCAAAUAAGCAGCUGACAAAGGAGAAACUAAAUUUCAUUUUAGCCAACAUUAUUCUUAAUUGUCUAAAACCCCACUCCAAGAACAUCCAACCGCUUAGCAUGCUGAAAAAACAGCUCCGAGAAGUGUUGCGAUCCAUAGGACCAACUCAUCAACAUCCAGACCCUUAUUUUUUGGCCUGCCUUCUGUUCUGGCCAGAAAAUCAAGAACUAGAUGAAGAGUCCAAACUCAUGGAAAAGUAUGUUUCAUCCUUAAACAGAACCUUCAAAAGGCAGUACAGGAGCAUGUGCAGGUCCAAGCAGGCAAGCACCCUGUUUUAUCUGGGGAAGAAGAAGGGGCUCCACAGUCUUAUUUGCAAGGCCGAGAUAGAGCAAUACGUUGAUAAAGCACAAAAUGUAAAUUCCCUCUUGCCGAGUGGAGACGCGUGGAAAAAAAAAGAAGUCAAAGACCUCCUGUGUCGUCUAACUGGUCAGGCGGAAGGCAAGCUGAUCUCUAUGGAAUAUGGAACAGAGAAAAUAAUUAAAAUACCAGUGAUACCUGUUCAUUCGGGUCCACUCAGAAGUGGUGGGAACAUAGAAAGAGUGUCCUUCUACCUAGGAUUUUCCAUUGAAGGCCCCCAAGCAUAUGACAUAGAAAUAAUUUAAGAAGCUACAUUAACUUUAAUAUGUUUAUUCAUAAUCUAUGAUUUUAUUCCCUCUCUCUAUUCCCUUGGCAUUUGGAUAACAUUAUUGGCUUACCUGUAAAUCACAGAUUUUGCUUUUGUGUCCCUGAAUGAUUUAUAAGGUUUUUGAGGGCAUGAAAUUUGUCUACACACAGAGUUUGGCACACAGUAGAGUUGAUUGCUCAAUGUUUUAAAAUGCAUUUUCAGACUAACAUAUUCAGUUGGUAUCUGCUGGUCACAUCAUAACUGAUUAUAGAUCAAUAAAAUCUGUUAUGAA
Molecule: messenger RNA, 5079 nt
Organism: Neomonachus schauinslandi (Hawaiian monk seal)
Lineage: Eukaryota; Metazoa; Chordata; Mammalia; Carnivora; Phocidae
Gene: SAMD9L
Product: sterile alpha motif domain containing 9 like
Exons: 2
Coding region: 28-4785 (1585 amino acids)
Cellular component (GO): cytoplasm
Molecular function (GO): protein binding
Source: RefSeq, a predicted model, not a curated record